Messenger RNA from Dioszegia hungarica, 2454 nucleotides. RefSeq names its product putative GTPase activating protein. The record is from RefSeq and is a predicted model, not a curated record. The coding region runs from base 1 to 2454 and encodes 817 amino acids. Gene Ontology annotation, cellular component: cytoplasm. The transcript is spliced from 14 exons. Gene Ontology annotation, biological process: signal transduction; regulation of GTPase activity. NCBI's taxonomy places the organism in Eukaryota, Fungi, Basidiomycota, Tremellomycetes, Tremellales, Bulleribasidiaceae.
AUGUCGGGCUCAGCGGAGCAGUAUGACCCUGCGCAGUCUCCCGUUGACGGGCGGCGGAGGGACGGGAGCGGUCAGUAUGAAGAGCGCGAGCAGUAUGGUAGCAGGAACUACGGCCAGGACCAGCCGCCGUCGGCUCAGGCAUACAGCCAGCACCCCUCCGGACUUACGCAGAAUCAGUCAUACCCUAUGUCCUCCUCCUCGCAAUCUGGAUCUUCAUACGCGUCCUCAACUUCAUACCCCUCGACACAGCAGGGCCAACCGCUCCCGCAAAACCAGAGCAGACCAUCCCUCUCUGAUCGACAACAGUCGUUCUCUGACUCGGCGCAAUCUCACCAGGUCGUCUCGCCUGUAGGUAAUGGAUCAGGCGGCCCCUCGAUCUCAGCCCCAAGACCGGGAUUGGCGGAGCAUCGGCAGUCCUCGGGAAAUACGAGCAUCUCAGUUGCGGGACAGUGGCAGGGGCAGAACAUGAUGGGUGCGGCGUCGGCGACGAGUCUGGGGAGUAUGACGGUCGGUGGGAGUAGUCAGAUGGGGGGAAUGGGAGGGAUGGGCGUGGGUAUGGGAGGGAAAGAGGGGGAGGCGGUGCCGGUGGGGUUCGACGAGGGGGUUCUGAGGGGAUUGUGCGAGAUGGACUGUGCCCUCCCUCUGCUCGCUGACCGUAUCAAACAGUCCAUAUCGUCCUGCAAGCAAGUAGCAACCUUCUUUCGCUCUCGCGCCGACAUAGAAGAAAAGUACGCCCGCUCACUGGUCGAGCUCGGUCGGACUACCGGCGAUCUGUACGCCAGGGGAGACUGCAAGGCUGGAACGUUUGUGAACGCCUACCAUACCUCGUUACGGCUUCAAGAAACGCUCGCCCAGAAUCGAAUACGAUUCUCGCAGCGGUUGAAUGAGAUGAGCGAUGAGUUGAUUGCGCUAUCGAGGGAGGGUGAGCGGAUGCGAAAGCAGCACAAGGAGAAUGGUGCUCGAUAUCAGGGGAUACUACAGGAGAGCGAGAUGGUGAUGGAUAAGGCUAAAUCCCGCUUCGACCAAACCGCCGAAGAGCUCGAACGACUCCUCGUUGCCAAAGAGGGCGAAUCCUUCAAGGAGUCCGGGAUGCGAUCAUCGGGAUCCGUCGCCUCGAACUCAUCAGGCGGGAUGGGGAAUGGCGGACAGGGGAUGAGCGGGCAAGGCGGGCAUAAUGGGGGUGGGAAGAAGGUGUUCAAUAAGGCGAUCACGAAGGGCGGGAUGUUAUUCAAGGGGAAGGGACCGGCGAGUAUUGCGAAGCAGGAAGAUGAGGUCAGGGGACGGAUGGCGCAGGCGAGUGAGACGUUCAGGAAGGCGGUCUUGGAGAGUCAGGGGUUGAGGCAGGAGUACUUCAACUUCCAGCUUCCCAAGAUAUUACGACUGUUGAAGGAGUGUGCGGACGAGCUGGACUUGGGCACACAAUAUCACCUGACGCGCUUUGCGUUCUUGUACGAGUCUACGCUCGUUGGGGAUGGGACGAUCUUGAGUCCGCUCGGAGCGACCGAUGAGACACUUGGCCUGAAGCAGAUCUUCGAAUCGAUAGACAAUCGGACCGACUUCAAGUCGUACAUGCAGAACUAUGCUGUAGCGCGGGGAACACCAAGGGGACCGAGACGGGAUGGACCAUAUGAGGAAGGCUUCCUCCCACCCAUGCCAACGCAUAUCCAAAAAUCGCUCGAUCCACCUCAACCCUCGCAUUCCGCCCCUGGCUCUCACAACUCACCUAGCGGGAACGCGGGUGGCCUGCCCAACGGUUCGGCCCAGAAACCCCCAUCGAUCAGCUCGGAGCAGUAUUCUGUGCCUGGGAUCCCAGCGUCGACGGGUGCGACGUUCGGUGUGGAUCUUGGGGAGCAGCUACAGAGGGACGGAGUGGAGGUGCCGAGGGUGGUGGAGCUGUGUGCGAAGGCGAUCGAGGCUUACGGUAUCGACAGCAUGGGUAUCUACCGACUGAGCGGAACCUCUUCUCGCGUCCAAGCACUCAAGCGCGCGCUGGAUACCGACCUGGACAAUACGGACGUCAUGUCAGACGAGUGGUCUGCGGAUAUCAACGUCGUCUCGGGGGCACUGAAGCUGUGGUUCCGAGAACUACCGGAGCCGCUGUUGACGUAUGGGCUGUAUCAUCAAUUCAUCGAGGCUGCUCGUUACGAGAACGACCGCCUGAGACAUAUCCGGCUACACGAGCAAGUCAACGAGUUGCCAGAUCCCAACUAUGCGACCUUGAAGUUCUUUAUGGCUCAUCUUGAUCGAAUACGGAAUAGAGAAUCCUCGAAUCAGAUGACAGUAUCGAACUUGUCUAUAGUGUUCGGCCCGACGUUGCUUGGUGCGCCACCAGAAGAAGGAGGAUUGAAUUUGGAACAUAUGAGUUUCCAGUGCAAGGCUAUCGAGACCAUCUUGGAGAAGUAUCACGAGAUCUUUGUGGAGGAUGAGGAUAACGCGGCAGGGGCGGCGCCAUAG